GGAUCUCGAGCAAACUCGCCUGGUUUGAAGCGGGAGGUACUAAUGCUGAGCGGCAGCCCAAUCGACCAAUCACACGCUGGGUAAUUCACCAUCUCGUUCGCUGAUUGGUUAAGAGGCGGGGAGCGUUGGUGACGUUCGGGUCGCUCGCGCUUACUCUCUGACUUGGAGUUUUCAUAUUGACGGUUUCACGGGAGUAGUUGUAGUUCUCACACCGGACGGGGGGAGACUGUCCUGGAAAAAAACAGGCUAUCAGGGUUGAUAAACGCUUUGUAAGGGGAGUUCGGGAGACAGUAGCCGUAGGUGUUAGGAUAUUUUCUUGUUUUUCUCUGGGAUAGUCGACUAAAGUUGUCACAAUGCCGGUUUUCCACACGAAGACGAUAGAAAGUAUCCUGGAGCCGGUGGCUCAGCAGAUAUCCCAUCUGGUGAUAAUGCACGAAGAAGGUGAAGUUGAUGGGAAAGCUAUACCGGAUCUCACGCAGCCGGUGGCCGCUGUGCAGGCUGCAGUCAGCAACCUUGUUCGGGUGAGUAACUUUUACCGUGUGAAAAUAAGGUCUCGUUAAAGUCGGCGGGUGCUUUAGCAGCUAUACCUGUCGCUCUUUGUCCCACACCGUUCGCUCCCAAAUACUUGUACUUUGAUUCACACUCACCACUAUACACCUUUAGCAGGUCUGACUUUAACUCAAGGACAUUAAUGCAUGCAGUUUAAGUUUCUUGAAGUUGUUUGACUGGGGCAAGAAGCAGAGACGCCCUUUUCCCCUUGAAAAUAUGCCCUGCCUCCUCUGGUGCCGACUGCCAUAUCCUGACGUAGGCAUUGCUGCGGUGUGUUACAGCCAGGCACUGGACCAGCCCAUAGUUCACUCAUUCAUUUAUCUGUCGCACAUUAACAAAAACAGCUCACUUUUAUUGUCAUUUUAUAUCUCUGAGAAUGAGAGAGAGUGUAAAACAGCAUGAUUAAUUUCAGGAACUUAAGGUAACUAAGCCUGAAUGAUUACUGUAGAGCUUAAUAGCUGGGGAAAUAAAUGCAAAAUCAUAGGCGUUGAUCGGCCGAUACCGAUUAUUAGGGAGGGGAAAAAUCCACUUACCAAUUAAUCGGCCGAUUUUUAAUUUUUUUAUUAAAGUUUUAAAAUGUUGUUAAUUUAAGUAAUAUAUCUACAUAUUUACUUUUUUUUUAAACAAAUGGCUGCUUUUGAGCCUUUCAAACACGUCUUCAAAGAAUUAAAGGCAGAAAACUCAUUUCAAAUCCUUUUAUUGCUAAAACAACUGAAAAAGAAAGAGGUAUUUUGUGUAAAGUGCAAACAGUUAAAUUAACUUCCAACUCUGUUGCUCAAGGUAAAGUGGUCCCACACCUUGCUACGCUUGCUUUCUUUUGACAUCUGUAAAAACAACAACAAAAAGAAAAAAGGUGAAAGAACAGCAAGUAUGCCUUCGCGUCUUAACUCACGUUACUCAUUUCUGGUCCAAUCUCAUCUGGAGACAUGCAACUGCCUCAGUAAGAGAAGUAGCUCGAUCGCGUAAUGUGUACUGUUGUUUAUUCUACCGUUACUGGUGUGGCUAACAGUGUAGCAAGGCUAAUAGCAAAUGGCUAACUCUAACUUUAGCUCGCAUAUUACAUGGUGCUUCACCGUUAACUCGGCUUGGGUUGAACUGAAACUUGUUUCUACGCAUUUUAUUCCUGAAAAUAUCGUCGACAAUCGGCGAGGUUUGGCCGAUUACCGGUUAGUCUCAAAUGGGCUAAAAUUGGCCAAUUUAAUCGGCUAGCCAAUAAAUUAGUCGGGCCCUAGUAAGGAUGCACCGAUCCGAUAAUUGGAUAAUUACAAGUAGAUGGGACAAUGCAACACCAUUUAACCUCUGCCAUGGCUGCAAAUUAUACACCACAGUUUUUGAAUGCUUCCUUCUCUGACCCAUCAUAUUCACUUUAUUAACCACCAAGCUUAAACAUUACCUCAUUGGCCAUAAAUAGCCUUUGAGUCGCCUAUUUCUUUGAAUGAGGUGAGUCUCUGUUAUUCUUAAGAUGUCAUUUUUCUAGAGAAGUGUCAGAUUCUGAGAAUCUGAUUGGCCACAGAGUCUGAAGGAACAUGACAUAAACAUGACAAUGAAUUAAAGCUACUCACUUAUUUGUCAGACCCAAAUAUUUGCCCUAAACUGUUUACACGUGUUUAAGAUAAACUGACAACUAACAAUCAAGCAGACAUGCCUUAAAAUAAAACUUACGUCUAUAAUUCUGACUCACUUUUGCCGCAUUUUGGGAAGUACUUGAACAUUUUCAUACCUAGUAAGUGCCCCUCAUUUCUGUCCACAUGGUGCAAUUACCGUGUCUCUCUGGGGCUAUUAAUUAUGCAUUUCCAAACUGUUCUUAGGGAAACAUUACAUUGCACGCACCCUGAUGACUGGCUGCAGCUGUGGUUUCAUUUAUAUUUAGACCCAAAAAGGACUUAACCACAUUGAUGUUCCUCUAAGCAACUAUCAUAGCAAAAAAAAAGUAGGGAAAUGACAAUGUUGUUUCCUUAAAAUUUUGCCUGAACACAAACCAGUACAUGGAAAGUUUCUUCGAGAGGGAAGAAGAGGAUGUGAGGCGGCUGUCAGAUAUAGUGGGAUGUAAACGGAGGAGGAAGGGAUAGAGACUAAAUUAAGGCAGACUUGGUUCCUGUGUGUCAUUCUCUCUAGCACAGCACCCCUGACAGUUGUUGGGAGAUAAAUUUGGACAAUUGCUCGGGUGUCUUCUGUCAGUAAAGAUGGGGUUAGAAAGGUUGACUGCCAUUAUGAGACACAGUUAAUUCAGUCAGUUUAUGAUCCAGGGCAGUUUGAGUUAGCUGACUUCAUUGUAUGUCCUCUCCAAAACUACAGCUCUGCGCUUUAUUGUGUUCCCACUUACAUGUCAACAUGCGCAGAACUUCCUUCCUCUAGGGAGCAUUAUAGAGAGGCUUUAAAGUGACGUUUUAUGUUUGAUGGUGGUUAUGAGCUGUGAGUAAGGCCUUCCCUUCUAAAUCAAACUGCGGAUACCAGAUGACGGUCAAUAAAUACUGUCAUAAAUCAAUGUGGUUGCGUUUCUUUUUCAAAACAAACUUCAUUUCUCAUACAGAAAGAAUUUUGGUUUUGAAAUAUGUUACUGACAAACUCAAAUAGAUCUGCAUGUUAACAUUUAGCAUGAUCUUUAAAGUUUCACUAAAAAAUUGCCCAUAAAAGGGAAUGUUAUGGUGGUUUUGUGCUAAGGAAAUUUUACCCGUUUAUUUUUCAGUCUGGAGGAGUUCCAGACGCCUUCAUCAAAUAGUUUUUUGUUUUCAGAUGAAAACUUUAUUUUUACAUUGCAAAAGCCCUUUAAUCUAUUUUUCCCUGUGAAUAUUAUUUUGAGAUAUCAAUGAAUCAUAAUUUUUAUUGUAAUGAUGGGUUGACAAAGAAUAGAAAGCCAGCUCUGCCUCUUUAGGGCCUGUUUGCAUUAACACCCCAUCAGCUAUUUCCAACCUGAAAAUGUGAGUGCUGUUGAUGCUGAAGAUGUUUUUGCACUUAAGAUACUGAGACUUUGAGUGCAUUGCUUUUCAGUUGGAAACUGCCAUUGUCAGCACAAAAAAAAAAAAUGUUGUGAGUGGGCAAAGGCCCUUGUCGCUGUUUAAGAGCUAUUUGGGAAUUUUUUUUAAGGUUUGUGGUUUCUUUUAAUUUUUCCUAUAUCAGCAAAAAAUAAAAAUAAAAUCAAUAAAAGAGAAACAUUCUUACUGUGUGUUUCCUGCCCUGUGGUGGUAACUAGCUGGUGAAAAUAAAGAGGGAACAUAAAGCCGCUGAAAAACGUAGAGAAAGGCUAAAAUAAGAGUGUGCAUGGACACAAAUUUAACAGGGAGACUCUUGACUCAAACAAGCCACUUCUGUUUUUUUUAUACAGUAUAUAAACUCAACAUAAAAGCCAGAAGUUGCAGAAUAUAAAGAAAGUCAUAUAUCAGCCAACGAAUCAAGUAUAACUUACUGGAGAGAAAAGAAGUUUGAUUCAAAGUUCUUCAGCUAGAAAAUCAAAAACCGCCUUAAAAGUCCUCAUUACGCCACAUUUUACUGUUCAUUAAUUACACAUGACUGCUCAGCCUGUCAGCAUUCCCCGACUUACAAAAUAACUCGUGUAACCUCAACCAGCUGGGGGUGAAAUGAUCCAGGCUCUUUGGACGCUUUUAUUGUGAUCAGAUUUUUCCAGCAGUGGUCUGAAUGAAAGGAUAGGCCUGUAGUUAUUUCCAGUUGCUGUAGCAACAUUACAACAUGGAUAGUGUUAUGAUUUCACUGAAGUUAAGGAUCAGAUGUUCUUCUGGUCUCAGUUCCAGAUGUCUGAUGUUAGUCAGAGACAUUGAAAACCUAAAUGAGUAAAUAAACACACAGCGUGGAUCUUAUAAUUAGUACUACAGUUUAAUAUUCUCAGGAAUUUCCUCCCCUUUUUAACUUUCCAGGUGUUGCUCUUGUGCCAAUGCAAGAUUAGUUUGUUUUACUAUCUUGCACCUGUUUAAAGUGACUCAGCUGAAUGGAGUUUUUUUUCUUAACAGAGUGGAAAAUCUUAUGAAAGAGUAGAUUAAAGAGGAAGGCUCCUACUUGUAAAAAAAGAGAUGAACUGGUCUUUUGUCAUUACACUACACUUUUACAAAGCAGUGCUUGUCAAGGAAGAUCUACUCGGUGUUCCUCAUUGUCUGUAUUUUCCACAAAACCACAUGCUGCACAGAUGUCCUCCUUCAUGAUCUCUGUUCAGAGCCAGAUGCUCAAACACAGUUAAUCAAGUUGGGGUUAAAAUGGGAAAUGUUCAUAUAUUCUGAAGGCUGCAUCAGGUUAUUUUCCAUUACAAGAAGAAGAAGGAAAGGGGGAUGAGGGCUUAGGAUGUCUGGGGAGAUCUUGUGCACUCGCCGUGUAAAAUGUGCAGACUUUUGAAUUAUUAAUCUGAAAGGGUCUAAUCGUGUUAUUCCAGAUGCAUGGAGAUAAAAGUAAAACUGACCCAGAAUUUUUUCAAUUGUUUUUUUUUUUUUUUCUUUCCAAGCUACUGCAAGUCAAAUAUAUCUGGUCCAACUGAGACCCCUCGCUGCUGCUCAGCAUCUUUGACUUCGUGUUCUCUGAUUGAGACAAUGAGCUGGACCUCAAUUAGAGAUGCAUUUGAGGAAUGUGAAGAAUUCCCCGCGAGAGGAAUGCAUCUCUGCUUGGAGGGGGGUUAAGUUGACCCCUCUUAAUGCACAGAGUUUGUUUUUGCCAAAACAUCAUGCAUGAUUACUACUUAUCAAGACUCCCCUGAGAAAAAGCUUUAACACCUCUUUGAUGGUUUCACCUCACUUGAAGUUGGUGUGAAUGUCUUCACCAGCAUGAUGCAGCUUUCUGAUCUUGUGGGUAGAUGUUGUUUUUGGACUGGUAUGAUUGACCAUGUUUUAAAUAUCUGUGCAACCAGUAAGUCUUUACCAUCCUUGCAUAAGCUGUUUAUGCAAUAAGUGUGCCUGUGUUGCUGCACAAAUGUCUUGUGCAAUGCCAAUGUAAACUAAAGGGAAAAAUGACUUAAUAGCAGGGCUCACAAGUUCAAUAUCUCCUGCUAAAGAGUGUUUGCAUUGUAAUUAAACCAUUAGAUCAGACCUAUUUAGACUUUCUAUUGCUUUUAUAGACAAGUUUCGCACCAGUGAUAGUGUUUUGUGAGUGGACCCAAGUCUAAAUGUUGUCCUAUUGGAUUGAGUGGAAGAACAACAUGCUUCUUUGUGUCAGCAUUCUUUUGAGUUCACUGAACAGGGUCCUGUUGUACCUGAUUAUUUUUAUAGCUCCUUUUUACAGGCGUGGGAUAAAGAGAAGAAUGCCAGGGAUGUGGGGGUCCUGGAGGAGAUAAAGCUGUGUUAGACUUCCUGUUUGCACUCCUUACAAGGAUCUCAUGACGUGUGUUGAUCUUGCGGCGUGUGGAACGUUCAUCUACUGUACUUUACAGUUGAUCAUGAUGUACAAGAAAACAAAGCUACUUCCACUAUUUUCUGGAGUUGAAUCCAACACUGCAAGGAAGUAAAGCUCAACUGUAGCCCUUGAGAAGUGUGAAAAUACUCGAUCAGUCACUGCUUUAAUCCUUUACAAAUGGAAAGCAAAUGAGUUCAUUAACUGAAGUGCUUAAAGGCAGACAAAAGAAAACUCCUGUUGCCUGCUACUCCAGCUUCCUGUCAUUUGUCGAGGGAAAUCAUUUCAUGCAGCUUGCUGUUUGUUUCUGACGUCUUUGCAUGAACAUCCGAACCACAGAGACUGACAUUCAAAAAUAUGUAUUUAUGGUAUGGAUGCAUACAGCGCCUCUGGAGUGUAUUUUGUCAUCAGUGAGAAUAGGAGGGAGCAGCAGAGUGUUGACCCGAUGAGGAAACACAGGAAGCCAAGUCAGGAAGACCCGGCAGCUGUCGGCCCCGCUCAGGAACAGCAGUGUGAGCUGGGGAAGGGAAACCCCUCUCCCUCUGUAAUGAGAUGUUUCUGACUGCUCUGCUGACUGUUACAAAGACUACAAGGCAAUAGGGUGACUGCUUCUACCAACGUAACAGGCUGAAAUGAUUGAAAUGAACACAGUGGUAACCAAAGAAAUCACAUUUUUUGUAGUUUUAAGAGACCAGUCACCUUUUUCAAGCUUCCAUUUUCACAACAUCAAGACUGAGGCUUUUAUUUGAUCAUGAAACAGGCUGAUGUCACUCACUAUUUAGCUUAAAAGUCAUUAGCUUGUUAAGUCUCAUUGCCACAGCAUUUUGCCAUGAUGCUCACUCUGUCCCUCUGCUUUACUAACACACUUUCUAGUUCCUGACCAUGCUCUCCUCUCUCCACCCAGGAUCCAAGAUGGUUUGUACCGCUGUAACAAUACUACAUUAUAAAUAUGGCAGCCCCCCACUUACUCCCAAAUUUUUGUCGUUCAGCGAUCAUUUUCAUGAUGUGGAUAGCCAAAUACACAGUUGAAAUUUCAUUCAUUGUUGCUAGCAGCAGUGCCACAUGUUGCUAUUAAGCGUUUUCCUGUUUCUUGUCUUUGUCUUGAAAAUUGAAACAAUAGACCAUUUUGCUGAAAGGUUGAGAGGUCUCAGUGAACCCCUCUGACAGAAUCAAGAGGAAAGUUCAUCCACGUGUUGUAUGUAUGCACUCUGAACUUAAUUUAUGAUUACACUGUUUUUUUUCUCCGUAAAUGCUAGUUGAUAGUGCUGCACACCCCAGGAUUUAAAUCCCUGUGUUUAUGGGAUGUUAAAUCACCCCAAUGGGUGACUGGGUGUUGGGUUUCUCCUUUCUCUCCGGUCCUCAGCAGAUCCAUUAAAAGUAAUCUCUUGUCAUCUCAGCUCUUCUAACAUCCAUUUUUUUCUGGUGGGAAAUGUCAACUCAUCUGUGACGCUCGUUGUAUUGACUCACUUCUGUUUUCAGGAGAAGGAUUCCUCUGACGAGUGCCACUCCCCGGUAACACUACAAGAGCUGCUAAGCUCUUGUAACACGAGAUAGAUAGUUGUGAUGUAUUCUCUGACUGAAGGGACUGUUUUGCCAGGACAAAGUGGGAUGUUUGAUUUGUGUCUCUCAUCGCCUUGGACAUCCCAUGUAGAGCUACAUCCUGAGCAAAAUGAAUAAAGCAUGUUGGCCACCACUUGACAGAUAUAUUGUAAAGGUGCCGACCUUUGGUGCAACCUUUCUGCUGUACCCUUGAGUCAUUAUCAGCAAAGUGUCAUUUGAUAUCUGAAGAUGCUGCUGUUGCUGGGUAUGGGAGUAUUGAUCAAGAUGAGCUAAUGGAGUGCUGUGCCAUCAGUUCAUGUGAGCAUGUCUCAUCAUAUUGCAGUAGAAAGUCACUAAUAGUGCGUAUCAGUGUUUUAGUCCUCUGUGAAGAAUAGUACAUUGCUAAGGGCAGCAGUGGGAGCUCUUGCCAGAAUUUCACCAUCACACAUCCUGGUGGUCACCAUUACCAACGCAGCAUUGUGCUAAAAGUGCUCAACAUGUAAAAGGCAGCCAGUGUCUCGGCAGCUUUGAGCCUGUCAGUGUGGCCUUUCUUCUCCCAGCAGAGCGAUGGGCCGCUGUCAACAAAGCCCGGCCUGUUCUAAAGGAGCAGCCACUUUAUCAAGCUACUUCACAACACAGGGUUUCCACACAGCACUCUUGUACGAAAAAAGGAGUGUCAGUGUUUCCACUCCAGCCACAAAUGGUGAAUGAGACAAGUCAACCAGUAGUACUCUGUGUGAAAGCUUGAAAGAAGAUGAAACUGAAUCAGUAAAAGGUUUCGAAAAGAAGGUGUGAGUGAAAACUGGUCCUCCUAGAGGUGGUUUUACCAGAAUGAAUAAAAGGAAGUGGUUAUUUGUGUUGUGGUUUGACUGAUAAAGAAUGAGUUCACUCUUGACACUCAGCGUCAUCUGCCCCCCUGAAACUGAUUGUCUCUUUGAAAAGAAAACCCAUCACAUGGAAUAAAAGAAAAUAGAUAAACUUGAGAUCUGCCAUACCAUAUUCAGUCUCAGGAUAGCUUUUAAACUAUUUCUGCAAGAUUCAAAAUUGGAGCUCUAGCCUCAGGAUUUUGUUUAUUUAUAGCCAACCCUACUCCUACCCAAGACAAGACCUAUUACUGCAAAAUUUAGCGUGUGCGAGGCUAUAAUAAUUCACUUAUAAGUGAUAUACUUUUAAGUAGGGGUGGACAUGAUACACAUAAGUAGGAGCAUCAACAUCUCCUGCAGUUGAGAUUUUCCUACAUAGAUACAGCCUAUGCCUUUUCAGUACUAUUCCCAGGUCUGAGAUACAAUAAUUGAUGUCAUUCUCAUUAUAUAACCUCACUGUAGUCGGUUAAUAUCAACUUAUGCCUCUGUGUUUCUCUCUGCUGUAGUAACAACUUGUGGCAAUAAUGACGUAAUGUUUUUAUCCUUUAAUCGCCAAUAUGUAGUCUUCUGCAAUACUUUGGAGCUCUCAGUAGUCUCUGAACGACUCUGUCUAAUGCAGCCUGUUUUUGCAAUCUGGUGUUUGCAACCCUGCUAGCUUCCAAAACAGUAAUUAAGCUCAAUGUUGAGGUUUAAAGUUGUGAGGUAAGUCCCCACGUCUAUUGUAGUCAAUCGUUAAGAUACAAAAAUGACAAAAAUGGUUGGUGUGCAUCCUAUUAACCAGAUUAUGUGGAAUUAAAAAUUAAAUAUCUUAAAGUCCAAAAUGAUAAAGAUACAGAGAUGGAGAAAUGCAAACUUUCAAUAAACUCUAAUAUAAGAUCUUGCAGCCCUAAUGUCAAGCUGGGUCAUUGUUGGUACCAGAAGAGUGGGAUGUCUAAACUUUUGGACAGAGUCUCAGCACAGCAAAGAAGGCGAGGCGUUAUGAACUGCUUGACAACAACAGUUGGGUCACAGUUCUAUUUUUGCAGCAAAUUGUUUGGAUCCCUGUUCAACUGGAGACUGUUUUUGAACUUCAGACAGCAGGAAGAGGCUCUGCAGGGAGGACAGACAGGAAGACCGUGAGGAUCUGUCGAAAGCAAGAGAACCUCAAGCCUGUUUGGUUUUUACACACAUUUCUGCAUGACACUGUGGGGAAAACAUGACUCAGAACUCGUUAAAUACAGUAUGCAAUUGGCUUUUGGUCCCACAUUGUUGGCCUAUGGUGUAGUCUGUCUUCUUGCAUUUGUCGGUUUGGAUCAUGUCUGAACUUGACUUGAUCUUGUGUAAAUCUCAGUUUUGUAUUAACGGUUUGGUUCUGAGGGCAUACAAGUUUUUCACACAAGUUUUUCAAUAAAAGAUGAUUUUUAGAUGAGGUGUCAUUUCAAGAUUUAAAUGGCGUGAAAACCUCGGCUUUGAAAAUAGUAUAAGAAUAUGUAAAUUUAAUUAAGCCCUUGUGUGGGGGAGGCCAAAUAUUCACAAUGGGUUAAACUUAUAAGAACAAAUGUUGAGUUGAACAAGUAGAUUCGGAGAUUAAAUUGUUUUGUCAUCUGCAUGUAAAGAAAUAUAAGGUGGAUUUACACAGUGUGAAAUAGCCGACAGUUUCAAAAACACUCGAUUGAAUGAACAAUUUUGGGUCUCACCACGAAGUGUUUUGCAAUCCAAAACAAAUCCAGCUAAAACUGGAAGUCGCUAAAAGACUUUGGCACUUUGUUUGUUGACCUUCCGGGAAAAGAGAGCGGUGUAUAGCUGAGAGUAAUUCUGUACUCUUGUAAGAGUGUGUGGUCUUUGUGUUACUUCCUGCCCCCUCAGUUAUGUUUACUACCCUUUCAGUGCCCUAUAUCCCCAGUCUUUACCCCCUCUGCCCUUUAGCUGAACGAGCCAGAACGGCUUUAGCUGUUGUUGGCUUUUGUUCAGGACCGCUCACUGGACCAAGCGUCAGGGUGGCAUUACCACUUUGCUCCGAGAUGGACCGCCUCUGUUAAGCCCCGGUUUUUAGUUUGGCACAACCUCUGGCCCCUGAUUUAUGAGCCCUCGGUUACUCAGUCGAAUCUCUCUGGUCAUGUGGGGAAAGUGAGCGAGGAGAUGUAUGUCUGCUCUGCUCCAUUACAACCUCCACGUCAACCACCUGGAAUGACUCUGCUUACUGCCUGUAGUCUGAAACAGUGACGAGCUCUCUGGUCAUGCCCACCACUGACUCAAAAUCACUUCCCAAAAUUUUCAGAAUAAAAGCAGAAACUUAACUCUUUGAAUACUUCCAAUAUGGCUGCUUAAUUAUUUAUCGAUCAAACCAUGAACUCAAGCUGUUACUGUAAGGUUCAGUGAUUUAUGUGAGAAUCUUAAUCAUGUAGUUGAUGUUCACUAUUGAAAUAAUGUCAAAUGUAAAAGGUGAAAUGUUUCCCUAUUGUCCAAUGUCAGCUGAUUUACACCAGUCAGCACGAUCCGUGUCCCUGUAUGAACGCACGUGAUCCCUCACCCAUGGCAGCGCGAUGUGGGUGAGUCGAGUCCCCCUACAGAGCUGAGGUCAUGAAGGGGGAGGUGAGUCAUUUUGGCAUUUGAGGCAGAGGAGGCGUUCAGCUGCUAUGCACAUUAUAGCUAUGCUGAAGCCUGGCGUCCCCCCAGCAGCUGCCUCGUUGAUAUAACGUUUGGCAGGAUGAGUAACGGGACGUCAGUCUGGAAAUCUUGCAUGAUUAAAGACAAAACUCCCAAAGGGAGGGGAAGUUGUGCUCGCAGAGUUUCUACCGACUCAUUCGACAUGCUGCUCAUGUAUGAAAUGUAAGCUCGAGUUUCACAAAAGCUUGGGAGUAGAUGUAAUUUCGAGUUGUAAUGAAUCAGAACAACUCCUUCAAAACUUUGUGUUGACCAAUGCAAAAUCUUCAUGACUGAUGGACUAGUCAUCAGGGUAGAGGUCGAGCGCUCUGGAGACUGUUUACAACGCCAAGUGCCACCUUUACCACCUCUGAAAUAUGAUACAAUCCCUAAUUUGCAGCUGUGCCAAGUUGAAACUUAAUUACUUCUUUGUAAGGCCAUAUAGUGAGCAGAUGGUGAACUCAACAGUUCUAUAGUUUCUCUGUCAUGUCACUCUAAUUAUAAACAGCAUAAGGACACCAUUAGAACUGUGAAGUCGCCGCAACCAAAUCUUUAUGCUAAAGAAAUCUAAUUUUUCUGAAAAAGCUCCAUGACUGAACUAUGAAUGACACUUUAGCUGUUAAAGUGAUUGAAAAUAUGCUCUGACUCAGAAGCAUGAGGAGACCUGUGAAGAUCUGAGCUUCAUUUAAAGUGAAACUAUCAUGGCGCAAUCAAGCAGAAAAAAUAAACUUCCUGUUGAGAUAACUCGACCGCUACAUUUUUCUCAACCUGAACACAAGCAGAAGUGGCUUUUAUCAAGAUAAAAAAUGACAGUCGCACAGAUGUAGAAAUGUCAAAGUCAACAAUAUAUUCAAGAUUUAAUCAACUUCUUUCUAGUUGUGAAACCUGCAUUUCCUUUGAUUUCUAAAUAAGCAAGUUAAAAGAUAAGUAAGUUACAAACAUCAAAUUGGAAAAAAAAGAAUUGCCACCAAAGGAGAUGGGGAGUUUCUCAUGCUUUGAAGGGAUUUUUGUGAGUUUACGUAAACUACUUAUCCUCUGUUUGACAAGUAACCAUGGUUACGUGAAGUUCCUGUUUUUGAGGGAGCAAAGGGAGUCCAAAAGCGUGCAGCUUUACCUGAUCACUCCACCUUGAUAAAGGGUGUUUAUAUUCAGCUGUGGGUGUGACGCUGUGACUUUGAACGGUGUGUACUUUGUAUCCGAGUGAGAGUGAGGAGGGGCUGGCAUGAGAAACGGCCACAAGCCUUACCUGCUAGGGAUUAGUCAUGAUUUUCAAAUACUCGUUUAAUUGUAAAAAAAUUAUUCUUGACUAACAAAAGAAGAAUAAAUGAAAGUUGUGGGUACUGCACUGAGAUUCAGGACUGUAGAAAAAUCCAAAGACUUCUGCAGCCAUUGAGGAGCUCUGUUCAGAAAGGUCUGUGGAAAAAUAGAUGAAAAAAAAGGACAAGUGAGAGUGCCAGUUUGGCCGAGUGCUUGAGGCACACAUCCCAUGCAAAUAGGCUUUAAUCCUCAGGCCAGGGUUCAGCUCACACUUGGAGCCCCUUCUUUGCAUGUCACUCCCCACUCUAUCUCCUGUCCAAUCCUCUAUUUAUAAAGAUGUGAAGACACAAAAGAUAACUAAAAAAAGAGGUGAAGUACAAACUUUGACCAAGGAAAAUUUACAUAAUUGUUCAUUACUGACAAUAGUACGUAUUUUUACUGGAAUUUUUAUGCAACACAAUGUCCUACUAAAUGCAAAAGUAUACAUAAAGCCAAACUGAUAUGUCAGAGAGCCCAAAUUAUCAACCUAUGUUUUCUGUCAGAUCUAUAUAUUGGCACAUUUUAGGGUAUUGAUCAGGAACAUUUUGAGUGUAAUCUAACUGCUUUCAGUGUGUUAAGGAAAAUUGUUUGUUUCUUAUUCAGGGAGUGAGCACUUUAAGGAGUAGUUAUCGUUCAUUUAUCGUUAUUGAGGUGAACUACUCAAUAUAUCGUGAUAUUGAUUCAAGGCCAUACCGCCCAGCCCUACUUGUGGGGUCAGUUUGGUAGAGUUGGCAGAGCAGAUGCCUCAUACAGAAGCUAUAGCUUUUUUUGCACUGGUGGAUUUGGUGCAUGUCACCCCUCACUCUAACUCCUCACAUAUCCUGUCGUUCUUUCUUAAGUUAUUGUAUCAAAUAAAGGUCUAAAACUGCAAAAAUUAGCUUCAUGUUGCCCAGCAUAUCUAGAGAUUUCCCUCUAACAUAGAUACCAGUAUCAGCUUCAUGAACCUUGGCCCUCAUUCCUAUCAUUUCUGUCCCGUCUGUCAUGCUCUCAUCAUGUCCACACUGGUAUCUCACCUCACUUUCUUUCUCCUGUCCUCUUAUGCCUCUAAAUAGCUGUCUCGCCAUGGUUUUACAUUAGGCUUAUCUGUAUUCACACUGAGGUGGACCAGUGACCUGCACAGGCUGUCUUUGACCUGUUUCUCGGUGCAUGCUGGGACAGGCUCUGACCCCCUGUGACCCUGAAAGAGAUUAAACAAAAGGAACGAAUAACAACUUGGUGAAGCCCGUUUGAAAGUUAGUGGAUAGGUCAGAAUAAGCACCUGCUACACAAUGGGAUCAGUGCUGAUGUGUUAUAGGUGACGAUGUGUUAUUGGUGAAUCACUGCUGGCGAUUAUUUUGGACGUCAGUACUUUUUUUUCGAACCCGUAUCCUGUCAAUACAAGCGUUCACAUCAGCGACGUUUUCCUGUCCUGCAGUAUUACGGCAUUUAUUUUUUCGGAUCAUGUUUGAUUUUUCUAAGUUUCGCAUACUGUGUGUCCACUUCUGACCAAUCAGAUUGCGUGUUGUUGGGACGGUAUAUCCAACAUGGCCGACCGGCUGAUUGUCGGAGAAUGUGUUGGAGAACACAGUGCUUUAUGAUAAAAGACACAAACAUUACAAACAUAACGACCUGAGCGACAAGUUAAGGAGAGUCAUAGCGUCGAAUUUCUCAUAUGACGAUGUUUUGUGUGCUUUAACAGUUUGCCUUUGUUUUAACUUUCAUCUAUGCUAAUGUAGGCUAAUGGUUGUUACCAUAGUUACAUGUAGUUAUCUUAUCGCCUCUGAUUGGCUUUUAGUGCUGACCGUUUGGCUUGAUUGGUGAUGACAUUUCCAGCUUUUCUAGCCAAUCAGAGGCGAAGGAGGCGGGACUUUCCCUGGGAAAAGUCUUCCCCGGGAUGCAUCAGUUCCCCCCAGGAAAGUCGCAAAAUCGCAUCGGGCUUGAUGUGUAUAGUCAGCCGUGUCAAAAUUCACCUCUGAAUAUUUCACGUUUUAUAUUUGCGUCAGCCCCGGUGUGAAAGGGCCUUGAGAAUUAGGAUUAACAGCAGAUCAACCAUUUUAUAUAGAUUGAUUUUACCUCAUUAGUAACUUAAAUAUAUAUAUUUUUUAAUCAAUAAGUCAUGUUUUUUUCUGUUUUUUCUUUUCUAGGUGGGAAAGGAGACUGUUCAAACCACAGAGGACCAGAUCAUGAAAAGGGACAUGCCACCUGCUUUUAUCAAGUAAGCACACACAGAGAUCUCUUGUUUCGAGAACUUAAUUUCUUACAGUGUCAACCUCUCCAGUGUAUUAAGAUGAAACAGUUCUCUCUUUUCAGUAUGUGGAACCCACUGGCCUCCUCUCGGGCUCUCUUUCUCUCUUUAUCUGUUGCAGUAAUGGCUGGUUGUGCCCAAGCAAAGGUCAGACAUGGCAUGUUAAGUGCCUCAGAGUCUUGCCCCGGUGUAACAUAAAUACUUCAUCGCACACAGAGGAGCUCCUUUACUCUAAAGGAGCAGGGCCACAAACUCAUACAUGCCCUCAUACAUCAGAGCCUCUAGCUGCUGCUGCUGCUUUUGGUUUAUGUCAGUUCAUAAAACACCAAAAAGUUCACAUACUGCUGUAGAGAAGUAGAUCAACAUAUGUAUGUAAUCUGUUCCUGGCUCACUGUGAAAGCUAAAUCAGUAACCAGUGCUCAGCUGCCAUCUGCCCUGAUAAAAAGUCUCAUCCAUCAUUAUUACCUGAGAUUGUAAUCAAGGCAGGAAGAGGCGGGGCCCAGGAGCCCACCUCACCCCACCCCACCCACAAGGUCAGGGAUGAAACACAUUGGCAGGCACAGGUCGUCAGGCUCAACACAUUUGGCGCCUGGAAGUCACAUCGUCACCCUGUCGUCAUCCAUCAGCACAUGAGCUGGAAUGCGUCUCCUCCACUAAAAAUAGGGUCUGUCGGGGUCCGGUUAAUGCAUGGCUGUUUCUCGCUAGCAUGCUGAAGGACACUCCUGGCUGGCUCUGCAAACAAACACACACACACAGACACACACACUCACACUCACACACAGGCCUUGAUGUCAUGCACAUACAUUAGCCUUUAUCCUGCAGGAGACUUGCCUUCUUGGACAAAUGGGAACAGAACUCCUCUUGUUUGGCCUCUAAAAACGUGCAAAAGAGCAAAAAAAGACCCCCUGUUACCAUGGCAACAUAUAGAUACUUCACCCCUUUUGCUAGAACAUGUGUCGGUGAUUGGCUGGUUGCCUGUUUCUAUGUGCAAUAUGGCUGUUGUGAUACAAUGAAGGUGGCAUGUCUGACGCUGAAUCAAAGGACUGAGCCUGUGGUUUUUUUUUGCUGCUCUGGAGUUCACUGAGUACACCCAGCCCAGAUCUGAAACUAUCAGUCUAUGUUUUAGUACAUGUCUCUGGAUGGAGGGGUUAAAUUGGGCCAGAGCCAGCCAGGGGCGGAGCACUGCCUCCUGUGGUUAAACUCGCAUCCUGUGUGAACAAUCUGAAACUUUCCUCAUAAGGCUUCACAAUCGGUACAACACAUGACUCUGUCCCCCUUCAGCUGUUAGAACGAUUUCAGAAGUGCUCAAGUCUGAACCAUCCUCCAGGAUGCGUUCUUCUGGAAACCCGUGACCGUCAUAAACCUAUGAAAGAGAACUACAGCUUCCAAGUUUCAGAACCUCUCCAAGCUUAAUCCUACUGGCCGUCUCUUGGAGUCUGUGCUGCAGCUUUGUAUGAACAUGUUUAUGCUGAUUCUAAAAACAGAAAAACACUUGUCACACAGGAAGGAAGUUACUGACAUAUGUGUAAGGAUGACAGAUCAGACGAGCUUUUCAUGAGACAAGAUUUUCAGUUUCAGAUUUUCAUCUUUAAGCUAACUUUUAUAGUUUUUGUGAUGUCUGCAGUACAGUUGAAUACACAGAAUCUAUUACAGCCAGAUGUAAUCAGGUUACAAAGUUAUAUCCUUUCAUUUAUAUUGUGUAUGUGCCCGUCUGAUUUUGGUGUUUACUGGCACAGAAAACCAUCAUGCCUUUCUAGUUAUGUAUAAACAUGAUAUUUGAUAUUUAAAGACCAUCCGCUUUCACUUUAGUAUUUGAUUCAAAUUUAGUGGACAGCAUAAAAAAAGAGGAAAUGAGAAAAAAAAGUUAUGCUUACACUGCAGCUACUCUAUGUUAUGGCUAGCUGUAGCCCAAGGCUUCCAUCUGUUUUUGCUGCAGGCAGCUUGCUGUCUUUACGCAGUAUGUCCAUCUGGCUUCUGAAGGGCUUCAUAUCAACAGCAUGACUUGUUUAGAUUUUUUUUAGUAGAGGGUUUUAAAUCAGUCUUUUUUCUUCUUUUCCCCAGAGUGGAGAAUGCAUGCACAAAGCUGGUGCAGGCUGCCUCCAUGCUGAAAGCUGAUCCCUACUCUGUCCCCGCUCGGGAUUACCUCAUUGAUGGCUCCAGGGGCAUCCUCUCCGGGACCUCUGACCUGCUACUGACCUUUGAUGAAGCUGAGGUAAUGAUUUAUUCAGCUUGUCAUUCAUAAUUCUGAAUAAAAAAAAACUUUCAUUCAGAUUUCUGUUUGCUGAAAGAAGAUUUUGUCACAGUAAAUACUAGGGGUGUCCCGAUACAACGUUUUUACUUCCGAUACGAUUUCGAUAUCAAAGAUGCCGGAGUGGAGUCUGGAAUGGACUGCUUGUAUGAGUGCUAAUAUCGAAGAUUUUAGAUGCAAAAUCUUAUAUCACGGUAUGAGCAAUUUCGGUAACCCUUUCUUUUACGGUUCACUUAUUACCAGGUAAUUAACAGCUAAUUACCUAGUAACAACAUGAAAUGAUCUGGUAAUUACAUGAUAACUACUAAGUCAAAACUGUCUAGUUUUUUUUUCUUCUGUGCAGCUCCAUUUUCAAAAGCUAUUUGGGGUUCUUAUUUUCUAUGAUUGACACUUGAUACAGCCUAUGGGCGUGCGAAGAUUGUGUAGCAAUACGCUGUUCAAGUCGAGUAUUAUCACAGCAACUCACCCGCCGAUUGGUACAAUGCUACUGCGCAAGUAGUGGUUCCAGGAAGCGGAGAAAAUCCUAGAAAUAGUAGUUAUUAGUAGUCUUAGUAGUUAUUAUGUAAUUAUCAGAUAAUUUCAUGUUGUUACUAGGUAAUUACCUGUUAAUUACCUGGUAAUAACUGUACCGUAAAAGAAAGGAUUACCGUAAUGCCUCCGUUUGCUCGGUACUGCCACUAAUCUCUGCGUCCGCCAUGACUACCACCAGUGAAGCAGUCUGCUGGACAUGCUGGUGAUUAUAGGGAGCGCACCUAAACCUGACCAAUCAAAUGAGCGAACAAACCUCGCAUGACACGCUGGUGAAAAUACGGAAAUGUUCCCAAACAGAUGCACUCUGCUUUAGCAAGCGCAGACAACUACACACUGGCUGAGAGAUAUAUACGGUAUGAAUGGUACAGCAAAAUUUCUACUGGUAGACACUUUUAUACCGUCACAUAAUAUAUACCGUCAUACCGCCGAGCUCUAAUUCGAUAUGUGUUUUUUGGCUGAUAUUGGACUGAUAUCAAUAUCGUAUCCCGUAGCCCUAGUAAAUACACACAGGACAGGAUCGGUACAUGACUAGCUUCAGGGGUUGAAUUAUGAGGUGAUAUCCUACACCUCCCAGGAUGUGUCUGAGCUCCUAACUUCAGAAUUUAAGUAAAUUAAAAGAGAAUUAAAAAUUGAUUCCCCUGCCUCCUCAAGUAUUGGUGCAAACUGGUGUGCGCUUACAUGCGCUUUGAUUGUGUUUCCUCUUUUUUUUCUACACCUGAACUGGCCUAAUGUUUAUGGAUAAUACGUUAGACAAGUGAAGCUCUGUCUUCAUGGCAUCCUUUCUUUCGGGCUGGUCUUCUUUCACACUAAUGAACGCAGACUUUAUAAUAAGCUGAUGACCUACUGAGUACUCCGUGAGAAAACGCCACGCCAGGACUUUGAGCACCUGCCAGCACCACCAAGGGAACUGUAUAUGUUAUAAAGGUUGCAGCUUAACUCAGCUGAUUUUAUAUGGAGCCUCUCUCAUAAAAAUGCAACACAAAGUGCCUCACAGAGCAAAACGAAGACAACCCAGACAAGUACAGAUUCAACAGAGGAAUCAAUAAAGACUGAUUAUUGAGGAGGAUUAUUGAUAGUUUUAAAAUCUUUAUCCUUUACUUCAUAUCUUCAUUUUGUAUAAGAGCCUGAAAGAUGAGACACCAUCUUAAACCGAACACCACCAGGUAGCAGAGGUUAAAAAUGGGUACAGUGUAGCUGUAAUAGCUUAUAACUGUUUUCAAUCUUGUAUCAUUGAUUUUCACUGAGCAGAAGCUGGGCUAAAGUGUGUUUUUAAUGGUCACUUCAGUACAGCAGAGGGCUGCAGUCACAUGCCUCUCCUGCUUUAAGGACAGUGAGUAUCCACUCCUGCAUCCCCCUUGGGUACUGUAAUGCUUAUAGAGAAGACAGAGAGGUAGACAGAUAUACCAUGAAAGUCUUCAGGACUGCCCAUAUUUCUGACUCAAACACACCCUCAAUCUUAAAGCAGACAGGGGCAUCAUCUAUCAGGCAGAGCCAUCUUUCUUUUCCUCUGAGGGACGGAGAGGAAAAUAAGAGAAAGUCGCACAUCAGCUCUCUCGGAGCAGACAUCAGGCGUCCCCGCGCUGUCUGCAGCAGUCAGCAGGAGUCAUCAGUCAGCAGUGGCAUCAUGUUUUCCGAUUCAGCUCAGGGACAGCUCCAGUUCUGUGUAGUGGAGUGGUGACCCUGGCAAUCCACACAGAGCUGGAGAGAAAUGGGACAAAGAGGCUUGAAUGUCAUUAGGCAGCAUUAUCAGAGUGUAAUUAGAGAGGAUGUGAAGGCGCAGGGGGGGAUGGGGACUGUGUUUACAUAAUCUCUUGAAACACUGUGAUUGAUGUCGGCUUUUAUUGUUUUUAUGUGAUCAUUGGUACAGGUCCGCAAAAUAAUCCGAGUGUGUAAAGGCAUCCUGGAGUACCUCACCGUGGCAGAGGUGGUGGAGUCUAUGGAGGAUCUGAUCACAUACACAAAGAACCUGGGACCAGGUCAGUCUUUGUUUGAACUCAGACUGUUCCUACUGGUGUUGUAUUUUAUAUCACAGUAAGUUAAUUCCAAGUGUCUGCCCUUAAUUAGUCAACUAAACUGAAUAUGUAUUUGUUUUCUACUUCUACUAGGGAUGACAAAGAUGGCAAAGAUGAUCGAUGAGCGCCAGCAGGAGCUGACCCACCAGGAGCACCGUGUGAUGUUGGUCAAUUCCAUGAACACAGUCAAAGAGCUGCUGCCCAUCCUCAUCUCAGGUGAUAAUCCUAAAAUAAAAAGGAAAAACUCACAGUGUGAUUUUUUUUGAGCUUGCUUGUUCAUAAAUGUGCUUUUAUGAUUCUCCCAGGUAUCAAAAUCUUUGUGACAACCAAGACGUCUGGCAGUCAGGGUGUUGAGGAGGCCUUGAAGAACCGUAACUUCACUUUUGAGAAGAUGAGCGCGGAGAUAAACGAGAUCAUCAGAGUGCUUCAGCUCACAUCCUGGGACGAGGACGCCUGGGCCAACAAGGUGCGCACAAUAAAUAACUUUCUAUUAUUAUACGAGUUUUUGUUUGAACAUCAAAGUCACCGCUGACAGCCGAUGACUUUAUCCCUUUCUCUCACAUAAUCUCACAUUCCCUUUAUCAGGAUGGGACAGGAAUCAUCUUGCUGUGUAGAUCUCAACAUUUCACUUUUUUGUCAUCACAAUUAUCUCAAUUAAAAAGGUGACAGGUGUUAAAAAUGCUUUCGCUAUUUUUAAAACGCCUUCUUGAAGUUCCUCUUUUGUAUUUUUAGCAGCUCACAGAAAAUAGACUAAAAUUGAAACUGAACGCUUGAUUUGUGAUCUACAAAAGCAUAUGACUGACUAUUUCUGUACACAUCUGAACUGAUGUUUUUAAUGCUUGAAACAGCUGCUGCGGGGUAGGUGUGAGAGAAAACAACAGAAAUAGACUUUUUGUUGUAUUUUGAAUGACAAAGAUUGCAGAGUAGCAAUUUUUAAUAGGAAGAAAAGACAGGAUGAAAUCAACUCAGAGAAAAGUGGUCCCCACGGGGAGCGCAAAAACCAAGUGAAAGUUCCUGGCAGGAGCCUAAAGAUGCGAUACUUCAACUUUCUCCCUAUAUUUUGUUAUUCUGCACUGCAUGUCCUUCCACCUCUUUCCUGUCCUGACAUGUUUGAAAUAUCCCUGUCCUAUGACACUUUUCUCUUUGUUUGCUCUUUUAUUAGUUGGUACGUCCUGUUCGCUCAGUGUUUACAUUUCUGUCAUUCUUCCUUUCUUUUUCACUGUUUCUUUCCCCCCCUUCACCCCCUGUAGAAGGUAAGCCGUGUCUCUCUUGCACCUUGGUUGUGCGGCAGCAUGUCUGACAGAUGUGUGUGCUGUCUGCUUUGUAGUGCCAUCGUGUGCUUUUCUAGUGACGCUGCUGUGAGGUUGAAUCAUUGACUGAUGAUUACAACAAUAGAUUGAAUUAGAUAUUUGAAUAUAUUCUACUGAUAAUGGAAUGGUGUUGAUUAUAGAAUUAAAGCAGGUAGAUUUGCUGAAAUGUUGGUUUAAACUGUUUUUUUUUGUUUUAUAUUUGAAGUUGUUUUGCUUCAUAACAUGUCAUUGUAUCUACACUUAAGUGUCCUCCUCCAGUGUCAUUCAAACCUGAAUACAUGCAUGUCCUCAACCUGUCUGGGUAUUGAUUGACCUGACUCAUGCAGCAGUAUUGAUGUGGAUGCUAAUAAUGAGAGUUAUCUGUUCUCCUGAUCUUAAUCCCAGAACCUCUUGGCCGUUAUCUAACUACAAGAAAUGGUAUAAGCCUCUUAGAGCAAUGGACACCUUCUUGGUACUCCAGUGUAGUCAUCAGUUCUGGAUAAACGACCUCCAGCCAAGACUGUGCGAUCAGUUCAGUUCGAAACCAUUGUGAAAAUGCAACAAAGAAGUUCCCCUCUAGAUAUAACUGGAAAAUAAAUACUAGUAUUUCUUGGUUGAAUCCCCUGAGGGGGCGCCACCUCAUCUGUUUCAGGUGGGUCUCAGUUUCACAGUAAACAAGUAGUGAUACAGAAGCUUUACUUUGACCUAUUUCAGCUGUAGAGACUGGAAAAACGAGUUUUCUUGUAAUUUACUCCCAAAAACUCCUCAGUUUGCAGACAUAAAGAAGUCAAUGCAGAUUUCUAACACAUAAAAAUUCAAGAUUUGUCAAAUCUGUCUUCAAGAAUACUUGUUUUUUUGAAUGGAGGUCAGCUAGAUCAUUUUUGAUGCAGUCCAGAAGUUGGGAAAUCUAACCCCUGAUUGGCUUUGACAGGCUUAAAAGUUAAAUUUUGAUUGUUUGUUGUGUUAUCACAAAGACCUCUGUUUGCAGGAAUCAGUAAAUUGAUUUUCUACAGGACAGCAUAAAGAGCACUUGACAUGUAUUUAGUAGUUUUUUAUGGCUGGUAUAACAACAAAUGUUGCUGAGUUUGCCUCAAGUCCUCAAGACCAGACACAAUAAAUAUGUCCUCUCUUUUUACUAAAUCUUUCCUCCAAAUGUCACAAACCACAUCAUAUUUUUUAAUGAUAAUAGUUUCUCAUUUAUUACAUCCAAAUGCUUUUCUAGUCAUCAUGCCAUCCUACAUCUUAGAUCUAUCCAUGUCUUACUUUUCUCUCCUCACAUUUCACACACACACAUACAAACCGGAGGUUUCCGAUGAAGUAGCAGCUGCGCAAGUUUGAACAGUAAACUAAUACACCCACACAACUCGGCUACCGUCACUUCACACCUUUGCACUUCCUUUUUGUCCCCUCCCUUAUUCAGCUCUGCCUCCCCACACCCACUUAGUCAGACAAACAUGCCUUUUGUUCUCUUUAAUUUGAAAUAGAGGAUCUGUAUGAGAGAUCGGACAAGUUUUUGAGGGUUAUGGUUUUCCUUAUUGAUUAAGUGUGACAUGUUAUAUGACAUUGCUCUUACUCAUACUCUCUGACCCUGACUCUGCUCUGCUUUACAAACUCAGGCAAUGAGUGGACUCAUUGUCAAAUCAGCUGCUGUUACACAGAUUGUUGUAUUUCCAUCCACCCUGAUUGAAAUACAAUAUUAGGUCGUUUGGCUUUUAUAACUCAACACACUCAUAUUUUUAAAAGUGAAAGAAUAAAGUGAGGAGCAUGCUGUUUGAAACAGGAUUGUGCUUGUCUGACGUUGGUGAUCCUGCAGGUUGAUUUUGCCGUGUUGCUUUUUCUGAAACAAAUUAAACAAUAAACCAGAUUUCAUCGGGACUAAAACAAGAUGAAAGAAACCUGAGGUGUUUCUUGACCAUGUUACCUGCUCAGGAACAGUGUGAAUAAGGAGUAAAACACAGUACAGUUUUCUUGACUCGCAUUGAUUCCCUCUAAAUUAUUCAUUUAUUCCAUCUCUCAAACCCAAAGGACACAGAGGCCAUGAAGCGGGCUCUGGGGCUUAUCGACUCAAAGAUGGCUCAGGCUAAGAACUGGCUGAGAGAUCCAAACGCUCAACCAGGUAACAAAAACACCCAUUUUCACUACCACUACUACUGUCAGACUGAUUAUCGAGUUCAAUCCAGUUAAGGGAUUGAUGUCUCGUUUCAUUUUUGUGUUUUUAGGGGACGCAGGUGAGCAGGCCAUCCGCCAGAUCCUCGAUGAAGCUGGGAAAGUCGGUGAGCUGUGCGCUGGGAAGGAGCGCAGAGACAUCCUGGGCACAGCCAAGACUUUGGGCCAGAUGACCGAUCAGGUGUCUGAGAUGAGAGCAAGGUACACUUAACUCUUUCAUUCAUAAAUUUCACCUGUGUUUGCCCACGUUAUGGCGAGAUAAUCCCUCAUAUAUGUCCGAUGUUUGCUAGAUUUUGUUGUCUCGUCUUCCUUGAGUAUUUAUAUAGAUAGAUAUUGCUUUAUUAAUCCAUGUGUUAAACCUCCCAUUCUGAAAGGGUAGGCAGCGUAAGGCAGUAAGAGUUUAAGUGGGGAUUAUAGCGUGUAAGAGUGGAAGUCAUAUUCCUCUGAUAUUGAAUCUGGUGGUUGCUUAGUCACGUUAGAUUAAAAACAGCUGUCUAGUAUUAAUCCAUAAUCUACUUUAACCCCUAGUUGAGCUCCUCCUCUGAAAAGUAAGAGAUGGCUGUGAGCCUAAUCUGGAAAUAGGAGUAUUAAGUUAGGAAAUACCGCUCUGAAAUAGAACGACCGGGCGUAAGCUUUUGAGUAAACAGACAAAAAGAGUGUGCGUGUGUGGAUUUUUAACGGAACGCUACAACAAUGCUGCUCUUUAUGGUCUCCAUAUGUUCGCCUUGUCCACCCCAGAGGUCAGGGCGCGUCCCCAGCAGCCAUGCAGAAGGCGCAGCAGGUUUCCCAGGGGCUUGACGUCCUUACUGGCAAGGUGGAAAAUGCCGCACGCAAGCUGGAGGCCAUGACUAAUUCCAAGCAGGUCAUCGCCAAAAGGAUAGAUGCUGCACAGGUGGGUCAUUAACCCUGUUUACCCGACACAUUGUUUUAUCCUAACUUCUAAAUUCAAGCACUUCAUGAAGUUCUGUAUAUCUUUUUUUUUUUGCAGAACUGGUUGGCAGACCCGAAUGGCGCCCCAGAGGGAGAGGAGAACAUCAAGGCUCUGCUCGCUGAAGCCAAAAAGAUUGCCGACAUGUGCGAGGAUCCCAAAGAAAGAGAAGACAUCUUGCGCUCUAUUGGAGAGAUCGCUGCCAUGACUGCCAAGCUGACUGAUCUCAGGAGACAGUAAGUGACAGAAAGCUGGAAAAGAAAGAUUGCAUCAUUUCAUGCUGUUUCUGCGAUUACCUCUCCACAACCUCCAUUUAUUCUCCUCUGCAGUCUUUAAGAUGCUUCAAUUCAUCACCUUUUCACCACUUUUACCUCAAACUAUGUCUGUUUGGUUAUACAAAUGAAAGGAAAUGAAAGAAAUGUAAUGAUAAAUGUAUAGAUAAGGGCAAUUAUCUUCAAAGUUUGGCAUGAAGGUGUUUCUCUGCUCAUAGAUCAGCGAGGUAUUUUAUCUCCUCGGUUUCCCUUUGAACCGUUAUCUUGUAAAAUCUUGUCGAAACACGCACACAUGGCUGUUCUUCCUGUUGGAGCACAGUUUUCAUGCAACAAUUCCAGUGGAAUCCUUCUUUUUCCACUAUGCACUGGUGGUCUGGGCUGUGGGUUUUCACUGUAAAACAUGCAGAUUUAACCACUUCCUCCAGUGAACUCGCCUGGCUUCUAUUCCAGAUUUGAACAAUACUGGCAGUAUAAAAAGACUGUUUGUUGAAAGGUCAACAGAGUCAUUUGCUCGUAAUCCUUAAUUCUAUUUUUAAUUCCUCAUAGGGGUAAAGGUGACACUCCUGAGGCCAGAGCUUUGGCCAAGCAGAUCGCCACCGCUCUGCAGAACUUGCAGUCCAAGACCAACAAAGCUGUGGCCAACAGCAGGCCUGCAAAAGCAGCUGUUCAUUUGGAGGGGAAGAUUGAGCAGGCACAGCGCUGGAUUGACAAUCCAACAAUGGAUGACAGCGGUGUGGGUGAGUCUGGCUCCUCCUCUUCCUCCUCCUCCUUCCCAGCAUCCACAUCUCUCUAUCUCUCCCUCACACUUCCUCACAUUCCUUCCACUGCUCCUGUGGUUAAAAACUGCAGACCAGACACUUUGUGCAAAUGUCACUUCACACUGUACGGGACAUUCCACAACGAUCUCCCGACACUGUAUUUUUUUUUCCUGGUUUUGGCUCGGCUCCUCAUAAAACCUGGACAACGUCUUACGUGUUUACAACAAAGCAGCAGGCUGGCCGCUGGAAUGCUUACCUCAGAGAACAAACAUGAACUAACUCAGAAGAGGCCAGAUAAAAAUACCAGAUCUCUCAAACGCUCGGUGUGCAGUCAUUUGCAAGAGGUGGCCAAGUUUUACCCGGGUCUAAAUAAGCUCACUGUUAUGAUUUAAUGGUGCCGGAACAAUGACCACAUUUGUGAAGUCAUUUUCAAUGACAAAGGAUCCAGUCAUGUCUCCCAGAGGAAAGAUUUCCCCUUUUUUCAAUGUUUUACAUUAAUCAAGUUGAUAUCUUACAGACUAUUUAAAAUGGCACGAUGAAUAUUAAGCAAUUUUCCAAAUUCUGUGACGUUUAUCAGAGCAGUUGUUCUCAAAUCUUGGUUAGAGGACCAUUUUAGCUGGUUCCCUGGGAGUUUAUAGGCCCUACACAACUUAAACAAAGAGAUAUUUUACUGUUUUUGUCAUGGGGUUUUAUUCUCUGUCUGUUAAAAGUCUCAGCAGAGGAUUCAAACUCAGUCAAAAUCUCACCAAAGUUGCAGUCAAAGUGUCAAUCUAGUGAUCCUCAAAGUCAAAAAAGUUGAGAACCACUGCAAGCUUCAAUAACAUCAUCAAACAAAGCAAAGGAGGAUUAACAAAAUACAUUCAAGUUUGACUCUUUUCACAAUGUUGGUGUUUCUUCAUCUGGAGGUAUAACCAGAAGGGUUAAAGAUAGAUCACUGUCCAAAUAUUGUUUUUCAUGUUGUGUUAAUCAUGUGUUUUUAUUUGUGUGUUCAGGUCAGGCAGCCAUCCGCGGACUGGUGGCAGAGGGCCGCAGGCUGGCCAACGCUCUGCCCGGCCCGUUCAGGCAGGAGAUGCUGGGGAAGUGCGAGCAGGUGGAGCAGCUCAUGGCCCAGCUGGCUGACCUUGCUGCACGCGGCGAAGGGGACUCCCCUCAGGCUCGUGCUGUGGCUCAGCAGCUCCAGGAGGCUUUGAAAGUAUGAUUACUCACGCUCUCAUUUACAUUCAGAGCCGGAGCUUCUUUGAUGGAUCAGUGCUUCCACACACAGAGCCAGAGAGACUACCCCCUCUGCUGGUUAGCAGUGGGGAAGACAUAAAGUAUUCUGAUAGCAUGAGCAUAAUGAGAACUAUGCCAAUAAAAGGUCUUUAAAAGCACAUUAAGAAUCUAGUCAAAAAAAAGAUAACACCUAAUCUAGAUGGGAUUUUAAGACUAUAUCUGAUUGAAAAUGCAAUUCUUAAGUUGUAAUAAGUUGUCAUUUGAAGAUAACCAAAUAAUAAAAACUAGAGAAAUAAUAAAGAGCUGACAUCUUAAUGAUAUAUUUUAACUUGUAAUUUAGGGUAUCAUAAGCUUCCAAGUGAGCUGAAAGGUCAUAGAAACUCUGUGUGUGGGUUUAUGCAGUUCUAGAUCUAUAAAAAUGGAGUCAAUAACAGUAACAUACAUAAUGACGAACCAAUCCUGACAUUUGUAUGAGUUAUCUCAGUGAGAAGUCGUUACAAGCUGUGAUAUUUGUGUCUCCUCCUCCUCCUCCUCCUUACAGGAACUUAAAGGGAAGAUGCAGGAGGCGAUGACUCAAGAGGUGUCUGACAUCUUCAGCGACACCACCACUCCCAUCAAGUUACUGGCAGUGGCUGCAACCGCACCUCUGGACGCCCCCAACAGAGAUGAGGUCAGCAGUGCAGUCACUCUGUUCCUCGCUGUAACAGACCCCCUUCAGCGAUGUUCUGUAUUUAUUGGCAGGGUGUUGUAUUAUUGCUAACAAGCCUUUUGGAUAAUUGUUUGCGACGUGAUCAUGCGCAGGUCUUUGAGGACAGGGCUGCCAACUUUGAGAACCACGCCAACAAGCUUGGCGCCACAGCAGAGAAGGCUGCUGCUGUUGGCACCGCCAACAAGAGCACGGUGGAAGGAAUCCAGGCGGCCGUCAAGUCAACGAGAGACUUAACACCACAAGUAUGUCACGGUUUAGUGUUUAUAUCUGUUUCUGUUUGUGUGCGCCCUCCACUCUGCAACACCACUCGCACAGCUUCAGUGUUUCUCGCUUCACGAGCCAAGUCUGUAGCAGUUGUUGUUGGAUUGACAAUUAAUGGCACGGAUUGUUAUUUGUUUCUGUAGGUGGUGUCUGCGGCUCGUAUUCUGCUGAGAAAUCCUGGCAACCAAGCUGCAUAUGAACAUUUUGAAACUAUGAAGAAUCAGUGGAUUGACAAUGUGGAGAAAAUGACAGGUGGGGAUGUUUUAAAUUCACUGAUUGUACUCCUCUGGUAAUCAUUAUUCUGUAUAUCCCUCUGUAACGCCCUAAUCUAACAUCAAAAUGGAUGUUUAGGUUUGGUGGACGAGGCCAUCGAUACCAAAUCUCUCCUGGAUGCGUCAGAGGAGGCCAUCAAGAAGGACCUGGAAAAGUGCCGUGUGGCCAUGACCAACCACCAGCCUCAAAUGCUGGUCGCAGGCGCCACCAGCAUCGCCCGCAGAGCCAAUCGCAUCCUCCUGGUUGCAAAGCGAGAGGUGGAGAACUCAGAGGAUCCUAAAUUCAGGGAGAUGGUGAAGGCUGCAUCUGAUGAGCUGAGCCAGACAAUUUCUCCCAUGGUGAUGGACGCUAAGGCUGUGGCUGGAAACAUUCAGGAUCCAAGUGAGUUAAUGUUUGAACUAUACCUAACACGCAUAAAGGAAGAUUUUUUUAUGAACAUGUUUCCUUUUAUUCCGAUCACCAGGUCUGCAGAAGGGCUUCUUGGACUCAGGUUAUAAGAUUCUUGGUGCUGUAGCAAAGGUCAGGGAGGCAUUCCAGCCCCAGGAGCCAGACUUCCCACCUCCUCCUCCUCCUGAACUGGAUCAGCUUAAUGUGAGUUGACAGAUCAGCACACAUUUCGACGCUUAAAAUUGCUUUAUGAAGCACCUACAACCUCUUUCAUGCUUUAAAUGACCUUUACCUUGUCCUUGCAGCUCAAUGAUGAGGCAGCACCACCCAAACCUCCUCUUCCUGAGGGUGAAGUUCCUCCACCAAGGCCUCCUCCCCCAGAGGAGAAGGACGAGGAGUUCCCUGAGCAGAAGGCUGGUGAUAUGGUCAACGAGCCAAUGAUGGUGGCUGCCAGACAACUUCACGAUGAAGCCCGCAAAUGGUCCAGCAAAGUAAGCCGACACCUUUAACACCCUUAUAAACUCCUAUUCGUCUUGUAUCCUAGGAUUCUAGAGCGUUAACGACACCAGGAGCUCUUAAUUAGUAGGUAGUGAUAUGAAACGUAGUUGCCAAAUGAGCAUUUUUGGCCAGUUUUUUGGCCAUAAAUAAAGGAAAACAGAAUCAAGCUGUCAUCAAAUAUCAAAAAUAAAUAUUUUAUUGAAUUGUGUCAAAAUUGUAUGUGGAAAUGUGUUACUUUGUCUCUAUAAGUUGUUUACAUCAAAAGUUAUCCCACUCAUAUUUCGAUUUGAGUUCGGGCUAGUAAAGGGUUAAGAAUGAAGCCUUUUGGACAUUAAUUCAGCUUGGUACCUGGCAUUUUCUAAAAAAAACACACUUAAAGGAUUAAAAAAAACAGGUGGCAUUAAAAAGGCAGGGGUGUGCAUUGACCCUCUUUUCCAUCUAGACUAAUAGAUUUCCAUUUAUUUCCUUUAAAGGGUAACGACAUCAUUGGCGCCGCCAAACGCAUGGCCUUGCUCAUGGCCGAGAUGUCACGUCUGGUGCGUGGAGGCAGUGGAAACAAAAGAGCCCUCAUCCAAUGCGCCAAGGACAUCGCUAAGGCUUCGGACGAGGUCACACGGCUGGCAAAAGAAGUGGCAAAACAGUGUACUGACAAGCGUAUCAGGACCAACCUGCUCCAGGUCAGUCCGGUUGUGUCAAUCAGAAGAUACCUCACUGUUUUGGUGUGAAAUUUUUAACAUUUUGACCACUCUGACCUUCUCCCAGGUGUGUGAGCGUAUUCCCACCAUCAGCACUCAGCUCAAAAUCCUGUCCACAGUCAAGGCCACCAUGUUGGGUCGUACCAACAUUAGCGAGGAGGAGUCAGAGCAGGUAAGCUGAGUCUUUUUGUACGUCUUGAUUCACCAGAAUCACUGUUUAUCCCUCUGUUCCACUUUUCUUCAUCACUGUGUCUCCUUCUCUAAUUCUUUUUCUACAGGCGACUGAGAUGUUGGUCCACAAUGCUCAAAACCUGAUGCAGUCUGUGAAGGAAACGGUCAGAGAGGCCGAGGCAGCUUCCAUUAAGAUCCGAACAGAUGCAGGUUUCACCCUCCACUGGGUCAGGAAGACCCCGUGGUACCAGUAAGCUAAAGGCUCCUGAUGCUUUGUCUCAUGCUGGUCAUAUCCAGCCGUCCAGGAGGACAUUGAAUGGACAGAAACAUAUUUUAUCAGAGCUAUGAUAUCUGCGCCCCUCACUCUAAUACUGUAAGGGCAGAGCUUCUCUAUUAGUCCCACGUCCUGUCUGUAACAGUUGCUGUUCUGGUAGAAUGUAAAGGCUGGGACAGUCAGUGUGAGUUAAGUUUAGAUUCUUACUGGGAAGCUUUUUUUUUCUAAAGUGUGUAAAAAAUUUGUUCUACCUUUAAAAUUCCUAGGAAUAUGUAUAUGUUUUGACUAGAAGUUGGAUUUCUAUAAUAUAAUGCUUAUUUUGGCCUCCUCCAGAUUCAAACAUUAAGACUAUUUUAUAACUUUGUACUGCUAAUUUUACUAUCACAUUGUUCGUUCACCUUCGCUUGGUUAAAGCACAUGAACUUGAGGAGUUGUUACAAGUACAAUACAAGGUCGACGCUCAGCACACGCAAAAUAUAUUCAACGGUAUUAUGCCUGUUUACACUAUUGUUAUAAUUGAAAGAGAAACACUGUUCAUUAUUUUACAUAAUGUAAUGCAAUUGUAGCAAUCUUUGUUUUCUUAAGAGUUCUGCCAAAGACUUGGUGCCAUGAUCUCUGAAAGUAUCUUUCUUCGAUCAGCAAUACUUUUACGUUUAAGGGCUAGCUUAAUUACACAAGCUGAUUAGUGAAGUAGUUACGACUGCUAACAACAGCAGAUUACUCUUUCGAACCGCGGUUUAGGUGUCACAUUUUGCUUUGAGAUUACAAGCGAGAGAUACUUGCGCAUAAGUAUGAGGCCAACAAAGCUAAGCCGUCUUUAGAGGGGCACUUCUUGACUGCUGUUUUUUUCUCAUGUAUUUUUGUUGUGCACAAUCAUUUCCUGUAAUACAUGAAUAGCACACUUCUCUAGGUAGUCAAGGGAACGACCUGUUUCGAGGAAGAGCACAGUGUCAUCUGUAUCUGGUAAAAUCCUCAUUUUAUGUCUUGAUACACUAAACGGAACUGGCCACUUUUGGUGGGAACUGUAUUUGAUAUUUUGAAAUGUCUGAAGACCGUCUGUAUGAAUGUGUCUUUUUAAGUAUCUUAUACCAACUGAUGUGCCUUUGUGAAAGAAACUUUAUUUGCAAUUGAUACAGUUAUCAUUUUUAGACGUUUUGUAUCAUUCGUACAAGGUAUGAUGGUGUUGAGUUGUUCAAAACGCUUGUUGUACAUGAUUCUUCUAGAAAGAUACAUCUGCUCCAUGACUUAAACUUUAAGUCAAAUUAUGCUCUAUGCAAAUCUAAGAAAGUUUCAUUUCAAAAUAAAUCAAAAUUAUGCAACCAAAACAGGCCUGAACUACAUUUUUCUGAGGCAUUGUUCACAAUUUUGUAAUAAAGCAUUUUAUAGCACUUUG
Xyrichtys novacula (pearly razorfish) is the source of this 30492-nucleotide messenger RNA. The record is from the annotation of a GenBank genome assembly. NCBI's taxonomy places the organism in Eukaryota, Metazoa, Chordata, Actinopteri, Labriformes, Labridae.